Messenger RNA from Morus notabilis, 3070 nucleotides. RefSeq lists its product as uncharacterized. The coding region runs from base 289 to 2970 and encodes 893 amino acids. The transcript is spliced from 6 exons. The record is from RefSeq and is a predicted model, not a curated record. Lineage: Eukaryota; Viridiplantae; Streptophyta; Magnoliopsida; Rosales; Moraceae.
UCCACGAAAGGGGAAAAAGGAGAGAAAUUGGUUUGUGGGAAACUGAGGAAUGAGGGUUUCCUGGCGGCAAAGUGUACGGUUGGGUUGAUUGAAGAGUGCCCAUUUGAAGGAAGUUACUUGUUUGUGUUUCUUCAUCUUUUUCUUGCUGAUUUUACCAAGUUGGGUUUUUGAAGAAAUUGCUACUUCUACAACUGACAAAAGAAAAGGAAUGACCUUUGGAUUCUGGAAAAUUGGUUUUAUUGAUGAGAGAUUUUUGUUGAAAUGAGUCCAGGUUUGUAAUAAUAAAGUAUGGAGGCUGAGAAGAAACGUUCAAAAGGAGGGUUUCUUCAUUUGUUUGAUUGGAAUGGGAAGUCUCGGAAGAAGCUUUUUGCUAACAAUUCAGAAGAGUUGCCUGGAUCAAAGCAAGGAAAAGAAGAUGAGGAGAAUUGUUCUAGGACUGCCGUCUACAAUGCGGUGGAAGCGGAUGAGAACGAAGCAAGUUCGAGUAAAAAAGGGGGCAGUGACUGGAAUUCUGCUUCCUGUGUAACCAGUGAAGAUGGAAGUGGGGCUAGAGCCCCAGGUGUAGUUGCUAGACUGAUGGGUUUAGAUUCAUUGCCAACUUCGAAUGUUGCAGAGCCCUCUUCUAGUUCAGCCCCACUUUCUGACUCGUGCUCAUUUAGAGCUUCUCAUCAUGACAAGAGUGGUUUGUGGAGUGAUUUUUAUACGAGGGAUUGUGUAAAUGUGCCCAACAGACUCAACACAUUUUCUAGGAAUCAAGUAGAAUCUAGGUCCCAGAGGCAGCAGAACCGGCCAAUUGAGAGAUUUCAGACCGAAGUUCUACCUCCUAAAUUGGCUAAAUCAAUUCCAAUCACUCACCAUAAGCUAUUGUCACGUAUAAAAAAUCCUGGGUUUGUUCCAACAAAAAAUCAGACUUAUAUCAUGGAGGCUGCUGCAAAGAUAAUUGAGGCGAGUCCUAGGGCAUCCUCCAAGAGUAAAGUGUCAAGCAUAGGGCCUUCUUCGGUUCCCUUGAGAAUUAGAGAUUUGAAAGAGAAGAUAGAGGCUGCAAAUAAAGCAACUGGACCUGAAAAAUCCAAGGAAGCGAAUGCUUUAAAACGUACUGGAGGACAGGACAGUAGCAAGACCCCUAAUGGUUAUGUGUUAGUAACUCAGGCUCCUAUCAAUUCUGGGAAAUGGAAUUUUAACAAUGUCGGAGGCAAGGCUUCAUCAGUGUCACUUGCUGUACAAGCAAAGACCAAUGUUCAGAGAAGAGAAGGCUCAAUUCCUGGUCGUAAUAGGAACUUUAUGAACCAGAAAGAGGUGAAGUCAAACUACAUACCAAAGCGCGAGCCUAACUUGCAAAGAUCAGAGCAGAAAAGAACUUCUCCAGAGAGCAGUAACAAUGUGUUAAGGCAGAAUAACCAGAAGCAGAACUGUGUAUCUAAUAUGGACAAGACUGGACAAAAUCUGGUUUCCAAUCAUCCAGCCAGAAGAACUAGGUCCUCUAGUGGCUCUGCUGAGCCAAGCAAGACUGUAAAUAAGGUUGUUGCAAACUUCAAAACCAGAUCAAAGAAGGCGGGCUCUGUGUCAACUGCUAGUCAAAGAGAGACAACGGUUAAGAAUGUCUCUCGGAAGAAACAUUCUGUUUGUCAGGGUGUUCGUAUGGAAGAAACUGCUGCAGGUGGUAGUAGUAUACAGAUUAGUGAAGGGCAAAGGUCUAUAAAAUGUAAUAUAUCUAUAGAUUCUUGCACUGGUAUGAGCCCAGAUAACAGAAAGCCGGGAAUAGAUGUAAUUUCAUUUACAUUCAACUCUCCCCUGAAAAAAUCCACAUGCGUGUCCCCGUCCUCAGGUCAAGCCAUGAUAAUGGAAAAGAGAUUUGGGAUUAACUCCGUAAGUGACAAAGAUCAGCCGCUUUAUUCAAAUGGCUUCGAAUUGUCUUCUCCUGGAUUCAAUGUAAUAGGUACCGACUCUUUAGGUGCUCUUCUGGAACAGAAGCUUCAGGAACUAACAUGUAAAGUUCGGUCAUACCAAUCAAACCUUUUCAGAGAAGAGAGUUCUGCUCGUUGUGCAUCUGCAUCACAAGACUCCAAUGUAUUAAGAACCCCACCAAGGGGAAAGCAGGUUCAAGUAUGUCUGCUUAGAGAUAAAACUGAUAGCAUAUACUGUUAUGAUUCCCCGUCCAUUGAUGGUCCAGUGGUUAAUAUGAACGGGCAGUGGCAGGAAAUGGAAGAGUCUACCGGAAGCAGCAGCUAUGAAACUGGAAAAGAAUUAGAAUAUGAAGAUGCUAGUCCAGAAUCAAGUUUUGAACUCGCAUUUGAAAGUGGAAGCUCUACAGGAAGCAAGGAAUGCUCAUUGGCUGAAGCUCAAAACCGUCUGUCUUGUGCAAACGAACUCCUGCCAGCAUAUAGCGUGAUAGAUUCACCUGACUCAAUCUCUUCCAGUUGUACAAGGAAUGCAAGUAGAAAGCGAAUGACUAAAAGAUUCGGUUUGGAAGAUCUUGAUAGACCAAGCAACUGGGAACUGGAAUAUGUGAGGAGCAUACUCGGUAAUGCUGAAUUAGCAUUGGAAGAUUUUGCAUUGGGUGAUACUAACAAGGUCAUCUCCUCAAAUAUCUUUGUUCACCUGGAGCACAAAGAAAACGGUACAGAAAUAGAUGGAGAAGAAUGUUCGAAACGUGGGAGAAAGGUUUUGUUUGAUUGUGUGAAUGAAUGCCUGGAAUCAUGGUGCAAGAAAAUGUUUGUUGGAACAUGCUCUAGAUGGGUUAGAAUAUCUCCGAGGAAGGAAUGGUUGGCAGAGGAAUUGUACAAAGAGAUUUCGGGUUGGAAAAGCUUGGCAGACUUUAUGGUGGAUGACCUUGUGGACAAGGACAUGAACACCUGGUAUGGAAGAUGGCUUGACUUUGAUAAUGAAGCGUUUGAGGAGGGGCUAGAUAUUGAAAAAGAGAUAUUGACUUCUUUAGUAGAUGAGUUGGUGUCAGAUUUAAUGAUCUUGUAGUCUCUCCAAAAUGUGUUCCUUGAGCCUCAACUCAAAUGUCAUCAGGGUGAAAAAUUCACCUUGUUGCUCUUGUAUGGUUUCCAUUUUUACCUAAUUUUAA